UCUAGCUGCUGCUGCUGCUGCUGCUGCAGGAGGAGAAGACAGAGAGCAAGCGAGCAAGACCCGCUGCUGCCAUGGGGCGAGUGCAAGGGGGGAUGCGCUGCGUCAAGUUCCUGCUCUUCCUUUUCAACUUCAUCUUCUGGUUGGCAGGUUCAGCUGUUGUCGCAUUUGGGCUAUGGCUGCGGUUUGGAAACGUAAUAAGAGAUUUAGCAACUGAUGAGGACUCCCCAGAAUAUUUUUAUAUGGGACUGUAUGUGCUGGUGGGAGCAGGAGUGCUGAUGAUGAUAGUAGGAUUUUUUGGAUGCUGUGGAGCAGCACGGGAGUCUCAGUGCCUGCUUGGAGCAUUUUUUACUUGCUUGUUGGUGAUUUUUGCCGCUGAAAUCACUGCAGGGGUUUUUGCUUUUCUGGGCAAGAAGACGGCAGUCAAUGAAGUCCAAGCUAUCUACGAGGAAGCUUAUGAAAACUACAUCAAUGAUCAAACCAAAAACAAAACACUCAUCACAUUUCAUGAUGCACUUCAAUGCUGUGGAAAAGAUAGUGACGCUCAAGUAAAGCCCACCUGUCCAAAAGACAUUGAGUUGCCCAAAAACUGUCUGACUGAAAUAGAGACUCUUGUUAAUUCAAAUCUUCAUUUACUUGGCAUUGUUGGGAUUGGAAUUGCUGGAAUCACAAUCUUUGGCAUGGUCUUCAGCAUGGUCCUUUGCUGUGCAAUCCGAAACACAAGAGACAUGCUUUAGAACUCAUCCUGUAUCACAUUAUUUUCAAUCCAGGACUGAAACAAAGGCUUCAACAAGUUCUGAAGAAGUGCUUGUCCACUCAGCUUACAACUGUAAUCCAUUUUUAGUUAGGAUGUUAAUCAACUGACAGAAAAAGGGGACGUUUGGUGAGUUCAAGAGUUUCCUGUGGCUGUGUUUAAAAUUUUAAAACAAUUCUGAAGUGAGCAAGUAGGAUAGGCUAACAAUGCCUUUUUCAAGGCCAACAGUGACAUCUAAAACUAAAAUUUAUUUGAGGUAUGACUUUGCACAGGUAUGGAGGAAUGGGUCCUAUAUCUCUGUAUUCAAGUAUGUGUUCUUGUUUUGGUGCAGAUGCACAUAUAGCUGUAUAUACAGUUCCCUUGAUUGUAUGUAUGUUUUGUAAGUGUCUAUAUCUGCAUGCAUAUUUCUGCAAUAUAUAUAUUAUGCAUGCACGUGUACAAGCACACACACUUGGGUGCAUAUCCAGGCUAACAUUUUUUCAAAAUGGGGUCCUCUUUACUGAUCAUUUUUUGAGAAGCAAAUUCCUCUAGGAAAAUAUCAAAAAGAAAAUAUCCCAUCCUGUCUUCAUUCAGUCUUUGGAAUGUCCCAUUUAAGAUAACUUUAUUUAAAGAAAUGUGUUCUGCUCCUAGCCAGCUCUCCCCCUGGAAGAUUGUGUCUUUGUGUGUGUCUGUGUGUGCGUGUGUGUGUGUUUUAUUUAUAUAUUUAUUUAUAUGCAGAAUUGUUUAUAUGAUAGACAUUGACGGGGGACUCUGUCUUUUUAAAGAAAAGCAGAGCAAAGACCAAGAGGUAGUACCAAAUCAGCAGAGAUCAGAUAAAGCUGUGGGUUCAGAAUAAAGUUUACUGGGGUUGAGACAUCUUGUGCAGUCAUGUUUUUAAAUAGGGUCUAUUUAAAACAAACACAGGUCAUCCUUGAUGAGGAACUUAAUUCCACUCAAAAACUGUUUCUUGCUUGGGUUUCUUUCCCAAAUGCUAUCAUUUAGUAUCUAUUGUCCUAAUUAUUUUUAAUCUGGACCAAAAAAAUUGCUUCAGCAUAAUCUAAAACCAGUGCCCCAACUAUUUUACUUAGUAAAACCAGUGCUUACUAUGAUGAUCAUUCAAUCCCCAAAUGCACAUCAUACCCUCUCAUGCCAUUGUAGCAUAUUCCCUGAAGUAUGUUGAUACAAAAGCAUCACUGGGACUUACUCUCUCCUUGGUGCCUUUAGGAUUGCAGCUUAAUUAUUUGCUGCAGAAAUCACCAUGGUGCUGUUUGCAGCCUUUUAUUUGUACAGCAAUUGCAUGCUGGCUUUACACAAUGGAGGAGUACAUACCUAAUAUAGAAAUAAUAUUUAUUAUUAUUUUCAUGUUCCAGUCACAAUUAACCAUGUGCUUCACCCUUUCAUUGAAAUCAAUACUUCUCAAAAUUUCUUAACUUUGGGGAAAACUUAACUCAAUCUGUGUAUGUAUAUAUGAAUGUUUUAAAAGAAAAUUUAAAAGAAAAGGAUUGUGUGUAUAGGAGCACAGUCCCUGAAGACCAUGAAAAAAUGUUCAGCAGUACAUUUAAAAAUACGGAGAAUGGGUAGUUUUCAUUAAUGAUGUCAAGAAUAAUAACCAAUAAUUGUGACAGUUAUUCAACCAUCUCAUACACAGAAUUCAUACUAAGCUUUACUGUAGAUGUUUGAACUGUGUGCAGCAAUAUAUUUCUUUGGGAAGGAGUAGAAAGAGUAGAUUGAAAGAUGAGAAGCUCUACAUAUUUAAAGUUGCCCUACAUCCUGUAGCUGAGAACGUGGUGUCAGCCAAACUAACCUUCAGAGUUCAAUGCAGUUUGAAAGUCAAUUUCAGACUGUUUACCUUUUGCUUUAUCUGGGUUCUCAGACUGCUAGAAGUCAGUGCAGACAUUUAGAUCUCAAAGAAAAGCUAUUUGUUCUGCUAAAAAUUUGUUCCUGCCAGAAACCUGUACAACACACCAAUCCAAAACUAGAGGUCUCAAAAUUAAGACCCUGUGCCUGGUGUUCUGGCUACAAAACUUUAGUUAAAACAUUGAGAGGUGAGCAGUUGUACUUUAAUACACUCUGUUUUUGUUUAUUGUCUCUGAAAAUCAAACUACUGAAUGCUGUUUUAACUAUAUCAAGGUAUUAUCUAGUCAUGACAUGGCUGUCUAAAACUGGGAAAAUGUGGAAAUGAUACAAUAUUCUUAAAAUACCUCAGGGGAGAGUUUACAGCUUAUAACUGUGCUUUAUAUUGUUUAUAUUCAUUUCUACUAAGUCGUGUAUUGAAAAAUAACCUGACAAAAUUAAUUCAGCCAGCCAGAGGAAAAUCAUUUUGGUGCAGCCUUAAUGUAUUACAAUCGAUAGAGUUUUACCACUGACUUGAAUGGUAAGUGCUUUGUGGGAACUUUUAAAUACUUGGCCCAUUUUCUGACAAGCUAUAAUUUUAGGAAUCAGAACUCAAGCAAUGAUUCAGUCUUUCUGUCUGUUUUUAUUCAGUUUUAUUUUCUUUUGAAUAGAAACAGGCCAUCUAAAAGAAUAUGUUAGGAAAUUUUCAAAUUUUAAUUAAACCACCCCUCUUAAUCGUAUUAUGUGCUCCAUUUACAUUUUUCAUCGAAAUAUAUUCAAAACAUGUAUGAUUUCAGGGGAAGCCUGUCUUAGCAGGGCCUUCAUUUGAAGUUCAGUGUGCGCUCAAGUGUGUGUAUGUAUAUGUAUGUCAGAGAGAGAGAGGGGGAGAGAGAAGAGCCCCAAGUUGAGUUGUUCCCUUCUUAAUCUCAAACAUAUAUUGUGUGUAUGCCCUAUCUCUCCAACAAAUUUCAGUUGAUUGUCCCUACUGCUUGGCCCAGAUAAGAUACGUGGGCCCAUCAGAAUAUAGCUCAAGUGAUAGGAGAUAUACCUAAGGAAAUGUAUCAAACGCACAAUUCACCUACCUAUCCUAGAGGCCUAUUGGGUAGUGGCAGCUCCUGAAGUCCAGGUGAGGGCCUCAUCAUGGAAAAGAUAUCACUAGAGAUCCAAGUACCUAGAUGGACUGCCACAUUAUUUGGGAAGCAGUUUCAUCAGCUCUAAAAGUAAUUCUUACCAGGAAUUUGCAGUUUAACAGAAAUAGAAAUAAAGAUGUAGUCAUCUUUGUUUUAAAAAAUGUCAUUGGUAUGAACUAUCAUAAUAUUAAAGACUCUGGAGUCAAAGGGGAAUUUCUGCUAAUUUUCUAUUCUGAAAAAGUAUCUUCUUGGGAUUCUAUUCCAGAGUAAAAAGAAGAUGGAAGGACUUAGAACAGGAGCUGCUUUAGUGAUUUCCCCGUAUUUGUUAGUUUUUCUUUUUAAAUAAUAUCUCCUUAAGAAUAGACCAUCUCUUCCAUUAUAAUGCCAGCCAUUCUCAAAUGAGACCAAAACCAGUCUAAAAAUGGAAACAGCAGGAUGUGAAAUAGACAUUAGAAAAAUCAGUAAUUUGUAGAGAUCACCCUGUCCUACUGUACUCAGCUCUGGUUUGUUCCCUGUCUCCUCCAUUUGCCAUCCUUUGUUUCAUGUAGACUCAGGGCUCAGCUGUAUCACACAUCAGCAUAUGGCAAUGCUGUUGCACUGCUUCCCCAUUCUGUAUUCCAACUUUUCAGAGUACUUUGUGAAGUUGCUUCACGUCAGUCCAUGUAACUGGCACAGACUAGUAUGGAUAAGUUUGGGAAAGACUUUGAGAAAUCUUCUUUGUUCCAAGUUUUCCCAGUCAGGAGCAGAAGGCAAAUCCUGUUUAACCUGUGCUCCUGCUUUCUCAUUUAUAUUGUUUUUUUCUCCUUAUUUGGGUUUUAGAAGAGUCAGGUGAGCUGUUGCUGUAAAUACAGGUUGAAAGGAGAGCUACAUUCUACUUCAUUCUGGUAGUUGCAUUUUUAUGCUGGGAAAGGACACUGACUCCCUGUGCUAGCCCAAAAAUGGUAUUAUCAAACAAGUACCAGGCCAGAAAUGGUUCUGAUUUGUCUGCUGAUUACCAUUUGUGAUUUUUAUGAAAUGGCUGUCCUUCACAGACCUAAGGCCUCCUUGCUGAACAACGCUGAUAAAUAAGCUGUGGAUUGAACACCAGGAUGAGGGAGCAGGGUGGUUGGAUAUGAUAGCUAUGAAGACAGAUUGGAAAAUGCACAUGCUGUCUGGUAGUGGAAAAGCAGAGCAGCAGAGACAUACAUCUAUACCAAUGUUUCUCAACCUCAACAACUUUAAGAUGUGUGGACUUCAACCCCCAGAAUUCUCCAGCCAACAUGGCUGGCUGAGGAAUUCAGGGAGUUGAAGUCCACACAUCUUAAAGUUGCUGAGGUUGAGAAACACUGAUCUAUACAUACAGUAUAUGCCAUUGCUUUUUAAAAAUUUUGUAUUGGAGUGCAGGUAACUUUUUGCUGUUGCCUUCUUGCUAUUAGAGAAACCAGUCUUGCUUCCAGAAUGUGAUCUACUAUUGCUUGGCUGCUUCUUAAUCUUUAAGUGCCUUUUGGGGAACAGGGCAGAAUGCCAGUUCUGUAAGUAGAGCUUUUGCAAUUAAAAUCAGACAUGAAGUUUAUUCAGUUUUAGUGAGUUCCAAUUUCCUUGCAUCCCACUGUAUUUAUUUUUAUGAAUAUAAUGGUUACACCUGUCCUAAGGUCAUCUGCUCUUUAAAAAUAAUAAAAGAAUAUGUGCUUGAAAUGCAGGUCAGAUUUAAAUAUAUAUGUGUCCAAAAACUUACCAGUGCCUUUAAAAACACCACAGCUCUAUCCUCCUGAUCUCAGCAUUUCCAGUGUCAUUUUGAUGGGGAGUCCCUUAUGCUGAAUUACAUCUAAGAAACAUCGUAACUUGAAUGUUGGCGAGGAUUAAUUCUUCGAUACAUUUUUCUCUAGUAUGUAAAUUAUGCAUACACAUUUUCUGAGUGGAUUCACUGAGAGGACCAAGUCAGACGUGCUGAGAAUGGCCCAAAGCUUGCCCCCAAAGCCAUGAGAACUAGCCCACAGCUUCUCUUUCAAGUUCAGUAGACCAGCAAUUACACGAUACUUAGUAUGAGUUGUUCCUGAUGAUACACUACUGGAGUACAUGGGCACUGUUUUGAUUUUUGUGAGGUAUACAUUCCUUGAAUUGUGCUAUUGCCUCAUUGAUUAAAUUUGACAUCCCCACUUUACUUCUCAGCUGUGUUGAGGAAUGCAGCCUUUCUUAAUACUAACAAAUGGUCAUUAUAAAGAUACUAGAGGCAGCAGUUUUAGAAAGAUGUGGAGGUUGUAGGGUCAGAUUCUCCCAAAGGUCUUCAGGAAGAAACAGAACUUAUUAAAAUGCACACAGAUAUACGGGUUACCUCAGCACCAUGACACUGCGAACUUGUAAAGCAGUGCCUUAUUAUAGGAGAAGGAGCAAAUAAAUUGAGGAGCCUUUAAAAAGCACUUAUUAAACCUUAUUUUGAAGAGCAGCUUCUCCUAGUUUUGUCCUUUGUAAAGCCAUGGGCACAUUAUGCAUCUAAUAGAUGCUCUGUCCUGCUUAAUACAAAUUCUCAGUAACCAUGGGAAUGAUUACACUAAGUUCCAGACCUUUCACUGUCUUUAGGGAGUAGUGCAUUGUAUGUGCUGGAGAACUGAGCUUCAUUCUUCCCAGCAAAUCUGUACGGAUCAAGCCAGAAUGAUACAGCAUUAGAAAAUAGCUGUAUGCUUACUUUGCAGAUUCCCUUUGUGGAAUCCAUUAUUUUAUUUAAGAAUACAUUACUUUCUAUUGCAGCAGUUGUACAUAACUAGUAUGUUCACCCCUUGAAAUGUGUAUUUUAGAGUUUGUGCAAAAGACUUCAUUAAUUCUUCAAAUGUUGAUAGAAAUGUAAAUAAACAGUCCUUCUUUCCAAUGUUUCUGCUAUCUAGCAGCAUCAUGCAUCAAUCUGUUUUCAUGGGAAUUAAGUAUCUUUCCCAUGUAGUCAUUGUGUAAAUGUUAUUAGCAAUUGAUGUUAUUGAAACAUAUUUAGUUUGGUCUGGUUUUGGUCUGUUUUCUUAAUGCAUUUUUAUCACUGUUACUCUACUGAAGUUGAUGCAGAAAUCUAAUAAAAUAAUUUGAAAUAAA
Molecule: messenger RNA, 6747 nt
Organism: Candoia aspera
Lineage: Eukaryota; Metazoa; Chordata; Lepidosauria; Squamata; Candoiidae
Gene: TSPAN2
Product: tetraspanin 2
Exons: 8
Coding region: 72-734 (220 amino acids)
Cellular component (GO): plasma membrane
Source: RefSeq, a predicted model, not a curated record